Molecule: messenger RNA, 8492 nt
Organism: Malaclemys terrapin pileata
Lineage: Eukaryota; Metazoa; Chordata; Testudines; Emydidae
Gene: MFAP3L
Product: microfibril associated protein 3 like
Exons: 3
Coding region: 659-1804 (381 amino acids)
Source: RefSeq, a predicted model, not a curated record
GCUGCAUCAACCUUGGGCAGCUCAAUGAAUUUUCACAGCAGCCUGGCUCUAGCUCGAGCAUGCUCAGUGCAGCGCUGACCUACUUUUGCGUGCCGAAGUCUGGAGAGCGCUGGCUGCCGUUCCGCUGAGAAGGAGCCGCCGGUGCUGCUGUCUUCUGGGGUCGCGCUUGGAAUGUUGCGGCACCCCAACGUUCCACAGCCAAACGUCUGGACACCGCCGCGUCGCUCCAUCGAGCGCAGCCCGGGUUGCUGAGGCAGGCGGUUGCUUGCAACACGCUACGUAGGGAGCACGGAUUACAGCCGCAGCGACGGAGCCACCUCUGUGAGCAUUUCUAUCGGGCUUCGGUUCAGUUUCUUCUCUGUUUUCCAUCGCGGUGAAGGCGAAAGGCUCUGUAGCAACCUGAGGCGCAGCAUUAAAGUAGGAGAGCAUCGUGGGGAGCAGAGAUCUCGGGCCCGGGCGAUCGCACUAAAGGCUAAGUGGCAAAGAGGAGGGUUGACUCACCUAGGAGAUAGGCAUCAGGCUGGAGGAUUUUUUUUUCUUAAAUGUAAAUCUUCAUGGAUCCAGGUAAAACUUUCCUGUGAUUUGCUCAGCUUAGAAGGCUGCAUUCAACAGACAAUUUCCUAUCCCAGCUCUCUUCUGAACAGCCUACUGAAGAAAGAUGAACAUGCUGAACAGCCACCACUUUUUGAACUUCUUGCCUACCAUACGCCUUUUCAUCUUAUUAGCAGCUUUGACAGCUGCUGAGGAUGUGACUAGUAGCACUUUAAAUCACACUGACAUGAACUUGGGAGCUGUACCUGUGAUUAUCUCCAUAGUUGAUCAUAUUACAGUCAAGGAAGGGAAUAGUGCCUUGAUUGACUGCAAUGUCCAAGGAAAUCCUGCUCCACACUACAAAUGGUACAAUUCCAAUGGUUGUUUGCUGAAGGAAGAAGAGAACAGUGGAAAAUGGUGGUUUCUUGACAAUGGGCUACUGAACAUUACCAGCGUGUCUUUUGACGAUAGAGGUAAAUACACAUGUGUUGCUUCUAACAUCUAUGGCACUGUGAAUAAUACUGUGACUCUGAGGGUCGUCUUUACUUCCGGAGAUAUGGGGAUCUAUUACAUGAUUGUCUGCCUCGUAGCUUUUACCAUUGUUAUGAUCUUGAACAUUACCAGGCUGUGUAUGAUGAGCAGCCAUCUGAAGAAAACUGAGAAAGCCAUCAACGAGUUUUUCAGAACAGAAGGAGCAGAGAAACUACAAAAAGCCUUUGAGAUUGCUAAGCGUAUCCCAAUCAUUACCUCAGCCAAAACUCUUGAGCUUGCCAAAGUAACCCAGUUCAAAACCAUGGAAUUUGCUCGCUACAUUGAGGAACUUGCCCGAAGUGUUCCUCUGCCACCUCUCAUCAUGAACUGCAGGACUAUAAUGGAAGAAAUCAUGGAGGUGGUUGGCUUGGAAGAACAGGGACAGAACUUUGUACGACAAGCAGCAGAAGGCCAGGAGACUACUGAUGGAGAUGAUAUGUUUAUGAUUCCUAAUGCACUAAAGCGCAGCGACUCUCCCACAGCUGACUCUGAGGCAUCAUCACUGCAUGAACCACCACAGCAGAUUGCGAUAAAAGUGUCAGUUCAUCAGCUGUCCAAAAAGGACUGUAUAGAUGACCAGUCACAAGACAGUGUGCAAUUAGAAAUUAAGGAAGAAGAGAUUCCUCAAACACCAGCAUCUCCUACUGACCCAAUUCCUGAGCCUUCUACUGAACUAAACUCUAAUGAUAUAGCAUUGGCAACUGACAAAAAUACAUGUUUUAUUUAUGAAAGCCAUGUAUGAUGAUUAUUCUGUGAAUCUAUGCAUAGAAAAUCAGGUGGAGCUCCUUUAAAAAUAGAUAUUAUACUUGCCGCUAAGCCUUACCUGGAGCAUAGCAAAAGCAUGCAUGUGGAUUAUUUGAUAUUUUCUUCUUUGAGUUAAUUUUACUAUGAUGUAUGACAGAGUAAUUACUAUUAUAUUAAUACUAAUUGCUCUUUUUGGUUUAGGAGUUUUUUUCAGAAACAUUUACCUCAGUAAUUUCUAGGUUGUUGUCAACUUCAGUGACCUCCUGGAAGUCAUUUGUAGUGUUAAAGACACUUAGAUUUACUAAACAUAAAACUGUUCUUCAUUUUUCUCCUUCCGCUUCCUCUCUUCCCUCUGCUGCAUUUUUGUGAAACUGUUCCCAUGAAUUUGAAACAUUGCCCAGGAGGCAGGAUUUCAGUAGCCAAAUAAAAUCCUAGUUAGAUCCCAUUUACCAAGCAUCUUUGCCAAGCUGCAUUGUGAAUUAGAGGGCUAUUAAAGAAGGUUAAAUGUGUCUUUUUCAUUUGAGACCAUUUUAUUUAUGUUUAGACAGUGGGGAAAUAGGUUUCCCUACCCCUUAGACUGAAGAAGCCAAUAAGUGUUCAUUCAUACAGAUGAUAUACAAUGUAUUUGUUUCUACAGAAAAGAAAGCACUUUAUUUCUGCCAGAAGGCUACAGUACAAACACGGAUUAGAUUUUUUUCAUAUAUUUAACCAUCUGUUGACUUUACCAGAAGUUUAUAUCAAGAAGGACUAUGGGUGUCCAAAAUUUAUUGUCUUGUUUUGCUUACAUGGUAGAAGUAAAUGGAACCAGGUGACUUUAUAUAACCUGUCAGGAGUGUAGAUUCAGUAAAAGUAUUGUACACUCCAGUAAUUUGUUGCAGGUGAGGCUGAAGUGGUAAAAGAUCCUUGUUUAUCAGGAUUUCCUUUUUCUGCAGUGUAAUUUCCUGAUGAACAAAAACAAGUGCAUUCAUAAUCAUAAUCUUUUUAAUCUAGCAGUGAGUUAAAAAAUUAGUCAAAUACACCUCUACCCUGAUAUAACGUGACCUGUUAUAACACGAAUUCGGAUAUAACGCGGUAAAGCAGCGCUCCGGGGGGGCGGGGCGGCGCACUCCAGCGGAUCAAAGCAAGUUCGAUAUAACUUAAUUUCACCUAUAAUGCGGUAAGAUUUUUUGGCUCCCGAGGACAGCGUUAUAUCGGGGUAGAGGUGUACUUGCUAUUAAGUCAUAAUGGUCACCUCAGUGCAUAAAAAUGGACAAUGAUCACAAACUGUGUUAUGAUUUGCUAUUUUAAAAAAAUCCUCAUCAAAUUGAGAUCUCCUGGGGUGAGGGGUUCACUGACAUCUGAGCAAAUGUGACUCCAUCUGUAUAUAGCUUUCAUAAUCAUGGCAAGUGGGGCAUAUGUCUGUCAUUGGAGAUUUUUAAGAGCAGGUUAGCCAAACACCUGUCCAGGAUGGUCUAGAGAAGACUUAGUCCUUCCUUAGCUGGAGACUGGACUAAUAGACCUCUUGAGGUCUCUUCCAGUCCUACGAUUCUAUAAUAUUAGGAUCAUGGAGUUAUGCUAGGAUAUUAAUGAACUGCAGGGGUGGGGGAGGGAAGAGGGAUAGUGUCUAUUUCAGAAGUACUGUAAUAUUAUGCACUACUGGAUGAGCAUGGAACGAGAUCACUUACAAGCUAGAAUUUGUGCAUGAUGAACAGUAUGUUAUUUAAUCAUCUGAUACACAUUUCACUUGGAAUUGCUGAGCAGACCAUGGUCUGUUCACUUUGGAGAAGGGCUACCAUGCAUUAGAUCAAGUGUUAGAGAUAACCUGGAGUCAAUUACUCCGGAGUGUUGUGGAGAGAGAAUUCGUUUAGACUGCUGAGAAAUUGGUGAGCUUGGGCCACCCAGACAUUUCCCAACAGCUGUCACAGCUAGUACAACUUUGAGCAGUGCUGGUGUUUGGCUUGGAGGAGAUCAGAUAUGUUCACCGCAUAAAUAGUUGGGGACAAACAAGGUCACUGAAACUGCAGCCAUCAGAAGGUGGAUAACAAUGGUGGUGGUGGCCCUGAAUGGAGUGCUGAGUAUCCUCAGGACCCAGUUCAGUUACAAUCCACUGAGAUACACUGAAGUAGCUAAGAUAUGCACCUGCCCCCACCCGUAAAAUAUGGAAAAUGUCCCUUUCCUUACAUUUCUAUGGCCAAUGGGUAUGAAACAAAAAAUAAGAGGCCCAACUUGACUAAUUUUUUUUAGGGUGCUAUCAGCUGUAUGUGCAAGUUAUAGCCAUUUAAAUGCCAGCUAUUUGACUGCACCCAGUAGUCAGGUAAUUUGACAUCUAAAUGUGCACUUUCACAAACAGAAAUAUGCUGGGGCAAGGCCUCUUUAAAAUUUGGCCCAAAAUGUAUAAUUAGUUGCAGUUACGUGAAACAAAACUAGACCAUACUGUGCAGAAGAAGAGACAGGAGUGUGUUAGAAUGAUGUUUAUCAUGACCUGUGAGAGUGAAAGUGCUCAUCAAGUGAAACACACUGUAAGCUCUUCAGUCUGAAGUACAUUUUUGUUUUAUGUUCUUAUCCUUUUUGUUUUAAUCACUUAUUUGCUCUUGCAACAAAAAGGAGAUUUUACAUAAAGCAAGGGUGGAAGUGUGCACUGAGUUCUUUUAAUUUGUCUUAAUUAUUUAUACUAAAGAGACAUAUUGAUAUUCCUAAUUGUUUAAUGUUUAGCAAAAAAUGGUUUCAUACUAUAAAGUGACUUGCCUGUUGCUCAGUGAAAGUAAUUUUCUCAUGAAGAGCCACCCGGUUUUUCAUAGCAGAAUGCUAUACAUUUAGGAAGAGAUUACUCCUCUAGUUUGUGAGCAACUCUGGACUGCGGUUGUGUCAUCUCUUGAGGUCUUUUGGGCCCCACAAAGGGGCUUAGGUUCCUAAACCCCCAGUUUUAAGCAUCACUACCAUCUUCAAAAUCCCCUCUCAGCUGCCACCUAACCCUGGAGGCAAAGGGAUAAAAAAAAAAAUCAAUAUUUUGAAACCAAAAAAAUCAAACUUAUUUAAAUUAGAUAUUUUGUAUUUAAAUUAAAUUCAGAUUUAUUUUUUAAAACCAAACCUAUUUAAAAAUACAUUUGAAAGUGACAACGUAUGUUGAAGGCUAAAAUUAUUAUAAGCUAUUAAAACCAUUUAAAUAUAAAAAUAUUAAGCAAUACAUGUUUGCUGCCAAGUUUUCAAGAAAACCAUACCCACGAACUGGUGGAAGUUACUGGAAACAGAGUUUGUUGAAAUACUAAACUAGUUCUGACAGCAGUAGCCUCUUCUGCAAUUGCAGAGAGAAUAUUUUCCUCAUUUCAGUUUAUUCAGCUAGUUAAAUUCAAUGAGUAGUUCAUUCAAAGUUAAGAAGCCAAUUGGGAGUUGAAAAAGCAGGAAAGCUUGUUUACCCUCUCCUACUUGAAGAAUUAAAAACUAGGUGUGAGAGAAUGAGAUCUACUAGUUCUAAAAUCUCAAAGGGCACGAUGACUAGAAACAAUCAGUUCAAUUCAUUAACUACAGAUAAUAUUUCUUUUGUUUAAUAAAUCAGUUUUAAAUGCAAAACAUGUUUUGAUAAACUUUCCUGUGUAUUCAGCACUCUUAAGGUAGUUUUAUUUAAUAAAAAAGUUAAAAUGCUGUUUUAGUGCACUUUUAAUUAAAUUUGAGUUUCCAUCCAAAGAGAGCUUGAUACACAUCACAAGUAAAAAAUAAAUAAUCUGGUAAAUAAGGGAUGCAUCAUUCACCAUUUUCUAACAUGAUAAAAUAUUUAAAAAUUAAGAAUCUGAAUAAAUGUAAAUUAAGCUAUAUACUUGUUUAAAUAAAUAUAUAUAGAUAUAUUACAUCCUACUGGUUAGUAAAAAGAAGCACCAAAGAUUAUAUUUAGUUGCAAAUAACAUGUUUUAAUAGUACUAACUAAUGAGAAUCAACCUUUCUUUAGGAAAAUAAUUAAAAAGUACAAAUGCAAAACACGAUUUACACUAAUUAUUUAAAUCAAGGUUUUCUGCUUGGUGAUUUAAACCAUGAUUAAAAUUGGUGAUUUAAAUCAAUCCACCUUGCCUGUAGGUGCCUAAAGUCCUAAUGUAAAAGUUCCUUAAGAGCUUGAGGGCUUGUGUAUACUGCAUGCUAAAUCAAUCAGCGGCAUCAAUUUAGCGGAUCUGGUGAAUACGUGAUGAGUCAAUGGCAGAGCACUCUCCUGUCGACUUCAGUACUCUACCUCCCCAAGAAGCGAGAUGUAACUGACAUUGACUUAAGCAGCAGUGUAGACCAGGCCUAAGUUACUGCCUCUGGGCAUGUACACUGCUGCUCUAGCAGGCAUCCGGACGCCCAUCUCACUCCUAAGCCCCAGUGCAAUCCUCAAACCAGGUGGCGAUGGGCAGAGCAAUGCCUAUUCCAUUUUAGUUCCCCCCUGUGUCUGAUGAGGAGAAGGGGUUUGAACAGGGGUUUCCCAUCUCAGUGGGCUAUGGGAUAUUCCAAUGUGAGUCUCAGUCUCUUGUUGAAGCUGUUCCACUUUGUAUUAAAUAUUAAUUAAGCCACUGGGGGAAGGAAUGACUCUAUAGCCUAGUUAUCAGUGCAUUCAUGACAGAAGUAGGAGACCCCAUUCAAGUCCCUUCUCCUCAGGGAGCAGUGGGAAUUGACCCUGGUCUCCCACAUCUUAUCCUAACCACUGCUGGCCUAAGGGUUAUGAUGAAGGCCACCUCCUCCAGUUGUUUUGUUUGGAGCUAAGCAGCAGACAUUCUUGAAAGAAACAGUUUAGGCACCUAAGCCACCUGCCUCCAAGAGAGAGGUUCCCAGUUGUGGAUUACGAGCUGAGAUAGGUGCCUCCCUCCAGUACAGGCUUAAGCCAUGCCCCCCAUGAAGUUCAACAUCUAAGACACACCCCUCUAAUGGGUAUCUCCCAUUGGCUAGUUUAGGCAGCUCACACCUAGCAUGCUGGCUUUUGUGGAUCCCAUUCUCAAGCACCUAUAUCCCCCAUGCAUUGUAUAGGGAGUCAAGGCUCUGAUUCAUGCUUUGUGGAUUCCAGUGAUUUUUUAGGCACCUACAUGUUAGGCAUUGUGAUGCCUACGUCCCUUGAGGAUCCAGGCCACAAUGUCUAGCACAGUGGAGUUCUGAUCCUGAUUAAGGCCCCUAUGCUCUCCUGCAAUCUGUUCAAUAAUAAUUAUUAAUAAAUUACAGUAAUAGUAUGAGGCCAAAUAACCCCAUGGUUUCCAGCAAAAUAAAAUCUAUACUUCAAGGAAAUUUAUUUAUUUUUCAAAGGGCUGGACCAUGCAAAGUGAAUAAUGAAGCGCAGGCUUUAAAGUGCACAGUGAACCAAUUCUUAGCUAAAUUGCUUGUAUCUGAUGCUCAGAGAGGCAUAAUAAGUGAAUUUCUGGCCCCAUUUACGUCAAUGGGAGUUUUGACACUGGAGCUAGGAUUUCACCCAAUUAAACCUUAAAGUUCAUAGAUGAUGCUGGUUCAAUCAAUGUAAUCUGAAGGCUUUCUUUCUCUAUGCACCCAGAAAAAUGUUUGAAAGGUAAAUAUAACUUUUGGGGGCAUAUAAUAGUUUGGUCAUAAUUAAUGUGUUACUUGGUUGAAUGAAAAAUAGUUUUAUGUGGGGUAAAUGUAGGUUUGUAAUAGUUCUGUUUUAAAUAUGUUCUCUCUGUUUUCAUAGAGGUUGAGUAAUCUUCAGUAUCUUUUUGGAUCUAUUGUGUUACACCUAUAAGCAUAAUGUUUAGUAAAUGCUUUUAAGCACUCAUUUUGCUGUAGUGAUGUGGCAAACAAGGUCUGAAGAUCUCAUUCCACCUCUUCCUCCUAGCCUAUUUAAUCAUAAUCUAUCUAAAAUGAACUGUGUUUCAUAAUAUGAUGAAAGAAUAACAUUUGGAAAUAGCUAGUAUAAAUGUUUUGAUGGAACUAUAAUUAUAUUUCUAGUAUUUACAUUAUUACAUAACUUUAAUUUAUAUCCAGGAUAGUUUCAUCACACACCUUAAGCACUUAAAAGGAAUAGGAGUGAUAAAUUACCUAUAAUUUGGCCUAGGCACACCUUUUUACACUAUUAUUAUUUGUUAAGCAUCAGUGUGUUUGGUACCAUACAACACUCAAAAUGCGGAAAGUCCCUGUUCAGACAAAUUAUGUUCUAAACGUAUCAUGCAGACUAAUCCAAUUUUAGAACGAAAUAAGGGGAUCUUGUGUUCUUAAUGCAGCUACACCCUUCAUGGUCAUCCCUAUAUGUCAAGAACUGAAAGUACUGUAACAUAUAAUCAGGGUUUCCUGACCAGCUUUGCUAAAGUAAGUUACCUACAUACUGAUUCAGAAUAACUCAUUUUUAAAAAAGCGGUAAUACCCAGUGGUAAAUUCAGAGACUUGAAAGUUAUUACCAAGAAUAUACUGGCAAAUCACUAUUUAAAGUGUUGGUCUCCUUGGUAUCGAUCAUACUUUGUGGGACUGCUUAAACUUUCUUAGAUGCUAAGAAAAUGCUUGCUCCAAAUUACAAGUUAUAUUUCAGUAAUUCUGGAAGUUUUCUUUUUUUUUUAUGUUACAACAAAUGUAAAAGACCUAUGAAUGUGUUCUGCUGAUCAGAAGCAUAGUUACUGUAUUUUGCUUUUAAGAACUGUCAAUUCUAAGAUUUUCACAGCCAUAAAUCACAAAGAGAAACCAGUUCAUGCUAAAGUGGCAAAAAUGUGAUCUAGCUUGUAAAUUGAUCAUUGUUUCAAUAAAGAAUUUGCACAGAG